Messenger RNA from Zychaea mexicana, 1229 nucleotides. RefSeq lists its product as uncharacterized. The record is from RefSeq and is a predicted model, not a curated record. Bases 41 to 1057 code for a protein of 338 amino acids. The transcript has 5 exons. NCBI's taxonomy places the organism in Eukaryota, Fungi, Mucoromycota, Mucoromycetes, Mucorales, Lichtheimiaceae.
AGACACUUCUUCUACUUACUACUUUUUCCUUUUAUAAUAUAUGACAUCCCUUCCCUUCCUUUUCUUUUCAUGCCUGCUAUUUUUGUCAAGUACUGUUUUAGCUGGUGAAGGUACAUACCCACUAGCCUAUAUUACAGGCCCUGAAAUUCUCGAAAACUCCACACACAUUCCUACCGGGUAUUAUACAUUUAGACAUGUUGAGACGGGAAAGUACUUACAGUUCAUUGAUUUUGACAAUCAAAUUGUACCUACCGAGGGAGCAAACUCGACUGUAUUCAACGGAACACUCUGGACAGUGAAGUGGCAUGGAGAUAAAAAUUAUUCGAUCCACCAUCUCAACAAAGUCAAGUACGACAAAUGUGUUUCAACUCGGUGGGAUCAUCACAGAGGAUUGGAUGAUGCGGCAGUGAUGUGGCAAUGCGAGGUAGACAACAUCACACGAAUCGAUAUUGACUUUGACAUAUACCCUGGAUUCAAUGGCGUAUACAACGAAUCAGCACCGCGACCGAUCCAUCGAAAAAAGCGACGGGAUCUCGAACGGCGUUAUAUCAACACUUACGAAUCGAUUCGAGAAGACAAGCAACAAUGGGUGUUUAUGCGGGCAGAUCCCUCCCAUACGCCGUUGUGGAACAAUGUUCGGUUUGAUCCUGAAACUGGCGAAAACCAUGUCACCGGGCCCAUCGCGGAGCCAGACCGUGAAAAGGAUCAGCAUUCAGGGCGCCACCAGUUCUAUUUGGUAUCUGCGGCGCAUCUGUGGAAUAUGAUACCUCGUUGCAUUUAUCCACAAGCAAGUUACGAGUUUGAUUUCACAGCCAACAAUACGGGUGUCACGGCAUUAGAUCAUUGCCUGUGGGGGAAUUCGUCGCAGUUGUGGGAGGUGACGUUGUGGAAACCAGAGUCGUUUCCUUUGGGAUUCACGCCCAAUCCGAUGUAUAUGGACGAUCAAGUCGAAUCGUCUAGGUUUUUGUUCUGGAAUGCUCAUACCUCGCCGGGAUCGACUAUCCUGUGGUGGGGAGGUCUUGUUGGAUUCUCGUUUUUAAUGUGGAUAUGGCAUUAAUAAAAGUACCCCCAAGUACUUGCAUUCAUCUCCUUAAUACGUUUUGUUUCUCUCUUUCUCGUCAUCCACCAGAUCGUAAGCAUAAUAAAACGUUAAUCAGCGUUCUCGCCUAUGCAGAAGCUUUGAAUGUAUACUAGAUUUGAUGUUUAAACAAGGUCUACUACUUGUCUGG